UAAAUACAAAGUCAUAUCAAUAACAUGGUCAAUCAUUUUCUUAUGAAUAAAUAUUUGUAUCAUUCCUAUGUUGGAAACAAAUCGAAGUUGAUUGGUUUUGUUCAUUGAUAUUAGCUUUAAACGAAACGUUUUAAGAUUUCAGGGAUGGAUGGAAUUAUUUUUGCUUCCUUAUCACAUAUUCCGUUUAUUAUAUAUAAUAUCUUCAGGUUGAUUCACAUAUACAACUACUUGAUCAAUAUUUGAAAAUGUCCGAUGAAGAGCUACGUCGCGAAAGAGAGAAUGUAGCAGCUACUGCAGAACCUGCUCCAAGUCGUGAUAGUACCACUAAAUCUGGAAGGUCUAGUCAAAGUGGAAGAGGAGGCCGUAAAAAAGCACGCCUGGCAACAGCAGCAGCAGAAAACCCGGCUGGCAUGGAAUUAGACUUGCCAGUGGAUUCUAAUGAACCCACUUACUGUCUGUUCAACCAAGUUAGCUACGGAGAGAUGGUGGCAUGUGAUAACCCCAGUGCAACGCAAGAUAGAAUGGUUUCACUUCGGGUGGUUGGUCUGAGAGAACAACCGAGAGGGAAAUGAAAUUGUUCAGAUUGAAUGGUAAUGAAAAACCGUCGUAAAGGCAGAUCACGGUAAACGUUAUUUCGGGGAAGCUAUGUGGAAGAAAAACGUGAGAGUUCCAAAGGAAAAAACAAGGAGAAAUUGAUGCUUAGUUGAAUUGGAGGAACUCGUGUAUGCUUGGAAACACUUCUAAAUCUUUCUUAUUGUGUGAAGAUCAUAAACAUGUAGUUUGUUGUGAAAUAAAAACUGAACCU
Hibiscus syriacus is the source of this 805-nucleotide messenger RNA. RefSeq names its product PHD finger protein ING1-like. Lineage: Eukaryota; Viridiplantae; Streptophyta; Magnoliopsida; Malvales; Malvaceae. Bases 246 to 572 code for a protein of 108 amino acids. The record is from RefSeq and is a predicted model, not a curated record. The transcript is spliced from 5 exons. Gene Ontology annotation, cellular component: nucleus.